ACGACAUCCGCCGCGAGGCGAUGGCGGCGGCGAUCAAGCCACGACUUGAGCGCUGCGACUCUCGCCAGCUCGCCGGUGUGCUCUACGACCUCGUAUCUCGUGGGCUCCUCUCCGACGUGGCCUUGCGCGGCGCGCUUGACCGCUGCGCGCCUGUCGAAGCCGUGCAGCCGCAGGCAGAGGCGACGCCGCUGGAAGCGGCUGCGGAGGAGGUGGCGGAGGCGGCGAGCACGGCCGACGCUGCCGCCCCCGGGGAGCCUGAGCCGCGCGCCGAGAAGAAGCAGCGCGAGGGCCUGAGCGAGAUCGACGCGACCACGCGCGGGCUCGGCGGCGGAAGGGUCGUCUCGUGCGGCGAAGAGAACCUGCUCGACAUUGCGGCGGACCCGUGGUUUCGCGACGAGAGCGUGCUGUGCCACGAGCUGGGCCACACGGUCAUGAACCUCGGCCUCAGCGAGGAAGCGCGGGAGCUCAUCCGAGCGGCACACGCGGACGCGAUUGGGCGCGGCCUCUACCCAUCGCACUGCUACAUGGGGUGCAACGCCGACGAGUAUUGGGCGGAGGGGACGCAAGCCUGGUUCGAUGCGACGUGCCGCACUGACGUGACGGCCGGGGUCAAUGCUCGCGCGCGACUGGCAGCGCACGACCCGGCGCUGGCGCUGUUGCUGCGGCAUGCUUACGGCGACGGAGCGUGGAGGUUUACGCAGGGCGUCGGCGAGGCUACGCGAGAGAAAUGGCGCAGCAAGCAGCUUGGCGCUGCUGCUGCCGUGGCUGGCGCGGUCGCAGGGAAUGGGAGCGCUUUGCCGCCGCCGCCGAGGGCGAUGGAUCCGGCAGACACGGAGGCGGAGGAUCAGAUGAUGGCGAUCGCGAUCGCGCAAAGCUUGGAGGGGAUGAGCCAAACCUAGCUACUGUACGAGUUAUCGUGACUCGCGAUCUCGUCGCCGAGAUAUUCCGCGCGAACGUGUGUGUGAUGCGUGUGCGCAGCACGGACCACGGCGGUGAGACUGAGAGAGCUCUCAGUCCUCUCUUGUUCUCUCGCUCCUGAGUGCGGUCCUGCUCCUAGAUGGGGGUGAGAGUGUGAGACGUGAGAGCGGG
Molecule: messenger RNA, 1089 nt
Organism: Emiliania huxleyi CCMP1516
Lineage: Eukaryota; Haptophyta; Isochrysidales; Noelaerhabdaceae
Exons: 3
Coding region: 21-899 (292 amino acids)
Source: RefSeq, a predicted model, not a curated record